Molecule: messenger RNA, 990 nt
Organism: Dentiscutata erythropus
Lineage: Eukaryota; Fungi; Glomeromycota; Glomeromycetes; Diversisporales; Gigasporaceae
Source: the annotation of a GenBank genome assembly
AUGUCUGAUAUCGAAACUCAAGAAGAUAAUCCUCUAAGUACUAAAUUUACCCUUGGGCAAUCAAUCUUUAAUUUUUGCAAUGUUUUGAUGGGAGUCGGAAUCCUUUCAUUACCUCUCGCAUUGAAAUAUACAGGAUGGAUUAUUGGAUUAUCACUAUUAUUUUUCUGUAUGGCAACUACAAAUUACGCAGCAAAGUUAUUGGUAAAAUGUUUAAAUUAUAAAGAAGGAAUUUAUACAUAUCCUGACAUAGAGCUAAUCGCAAUAGCAAUUUCCUUGGUAAUCCUUAUUGGUGACUCUUUACAAAUAUUAUUUCCUGAUAUAUCUAUUGUAUAUCUAAAAAUUAUUGCUUGGAUGAUAUUAGUACCAUUAUCAUUAAUUGAUAUUAGAUCUCUCUCAUAUUUUUCAUUACUUGGAAUAUUAUCAGCAAUAUUUUUAACAUUUGUAGUAAUAAUUAAUGGGUUUACAACAUUUGAACAACCUGGAAGUUUAUUCAAUCCUAUGAACACUGAAUUAUGGCCUACCGAUUUGAACACUUUACCUCUGAGCUUUGGAUUAAUAAUAGCCGGAUUUUCAGGACAUUCUAUAUUUCCUUCAAUAUAUCUAAAUAUGAAAACACCUAGUAAAUAUUUGAAAGCAAUAAAUAUCUCGUAUACCAUUAGUACUGUUGUUUAUCUUUUAAUAGCUGUGUGUGGCUACUUAAUGUUUGGAAAUCUGACAAAACCAGAGAUAACACAAAACAUAAUGUCUACACCUAAUCAGUUGAUACUACUAAAUCAGUUUAUAGUAUGGCUCGUAGCGAUUAAUCCAUUCACAAAGGUCGUGCUCACGUUAGACCCAAUAAAUUUAUACCUAGAAAUACAUUACCUUUCAAAAUUUCGCAAAGGAACUUACCCAUGUUAUAAUUUUUUCUUAUUCAUACGUUUCUUGUCGCGUACAUCAGUAUCAACUGUGAUUGUAUUCAUAGCAAUCAUGUAUCCAGAUUUUGAUAGG